Messenger RNA from Seminavis robusta, 693 nucleotides. NCBI's taxonomy places the organism in Eukaryota, Bacillariophyta, Bacillariophyceae, Naviculales, Naviculaceae. The record is from the annotation of a GenBank genome assembly.
AUGGUCCUGCAAGCUGGAAGGGAGGAGUACAUGCUUGGUGGUCCUGGCCGGAUAGUUGAAAUGGAUGAAGGAAAGUUCGGAAAGAGAAAGGACAACCGAGGAAGAUGCGUGAACGCUGAUUGGGUAUUUGGAAUGGUCGAACGAGGUGGUGAGCGAAAGAUGGCGCUGGCUGUGGUGCCCAACAGAAAGGCUGACACCCUGCUACCCCUUAUUACAGCUUUUGUCCUUCCAGGAACCACAAUCCACACCGACAUGCAUGGUGGCUACAACAAGAUCGAGGAGCAGGAAGGGUACGACUACAAGCACCGGAGACUUUGUCAUAAGUAUGAGUUUGUUGCCCAGGAUGGUACACACACCCAGACGAUUGAGGGGAACUGGAGGGUGCUCAAGAAAAAUGUACCUGAAAGUCAGAGAGAAGGCAGCGAUCUACAGGAAUACUUGUACGAGUGCAUGUGGAGGCGGAAGCACACAAACAACCUUUGGGGUUCCUUCAUGAUUGGUCUGGCAAGUCUGCGUUACAGGCCAGCCGACAUUGAUAGAUUGUGGGACCACAGAGAGUACUACGUGGAUGAUCCAGAGAAUUGGGAUCCGGAUGACACCUCCGAAUCCAGCGAUGACGUUAGCCUCUCCGCCGACUCUAGUGUCAGCGAAAUCAGCGCAAGCGACCCCUCUUCGGACUACAUGGUGAUCUAG